Gongylonema pulchrum is the source of this 644-nucleotide messenger RNA. The record is from the annotation of a GenBank genome assembly. NCBI's taxonomy places the organism in Eukaryota, Metazoa, Nematoda, Chromadorea, Rhabditida, Gongylonematidae.
GACUGUCGUCGCGGGAGCACCAUUGCGGAUGAACACGACUGCGGCAAGUAUUUCGAAUGUACCUCAAAAGGCUAUGAGCCACGUUAUUGCAAUCCGGAUCACCAGUUCAACGAUGAAAGUGGUCAGUGCGAGAAAAAAGUUUCUGCGUUCCCUUCAGUUACCGCUGUGAUUUGUGGCGUUGUUCGGAGGGCCGAGUGGUUGCAACUGAAAUCUGUGGACACUACCGGAUAUGCCAGGAUGGAGAAUGGCAUAAAGCUGUAUGCAAAGACAAUCGACGAUUCGCUGAUGGUCGAUGUCAAGAAACAAUCUGCCAGGAUGGGCAUGUGGACAGCGGUUUGCUUGAUGCAUUUUGUUUUGAAUGUUAGCAAAAUUUCGAAAGAAAAACCCAAACUAUUCCAGAAAUUAACUGUAUGGAUGUACGGAAGAAGCGAAGCGAUGGCAAGUAUCUAUGCGUUUCCUCUUUCGCUGCAUCCUUGUUGCUGUGUAGAAGAGAUGCCCGAGUCGUUGUGCAGAGAUGGACAUGCAAUUGCCGACGAUUCACACUGCAUGCGCUACUUCGUUUGCAAACAAGGCCGGUUUCGGGAGCAAUUUUGCAGCGAUGGUCAUUCAUUUGAUGGAAAGGUACUUCAUCUCAUGCUUUAGGC